AGUAAACCUGAUCGUCAAAGAUUUGAUUACUCAGAAAGAUUACUUGCACUGAUACAACAAUUGCAUGAAAUACGUUUCAUUCACCAUGGCAAGAAAUUAUUACUACAUUGAAAGGAAUCAUUGUUAUCGCAUCAUGUAAUGAUAAACUAAUUCAACCAUUGAUUCAAUAUAUACCAUUGGAUUGUAUAAUAGAUUUCACUGAAAUGUCCGAUUUACAACUAACCAAUUCACAAGAUUUGAACAUAAUUAACUAUGUAAAUCUUGAUCAAAAUUCCGUGCUAAACAGCUUUAUUAUGAACUAUAUUAGCGACUGUGGUUAUCAGGAUAACAGAGAUGAAAAUCAGAUUUUGUGUGAUAUAUUUACUGAAGUUCAUUUAUUUGUUUGUCAGUAUGCACUAUCAAAUCAAAAUUCUUCAUUCAAUCAUUUGUACUCAGUUAAUUACUUAUCACAAGCAUUAAAUGUAUGGUUAUACCUUCAUUAUUAUAAACAAAAUAGUAAUGUCAAACAAAAUUUAUUGAAUCAACUAAAUGAAACGAAUCUACUUUUUGAUUCAAUGAAAACUGGUUAUCAAACAUUAGAAAGUCAAAUCACUGAAGCUUAUACUGUUAUCGAGUUAUUGAAGAAAGAUUUAACUAAUUAUCUUGAUAUCUAUCUACCAGAGGCUAGAUUGAAUCAGUCAGAUACAAUGGAACGGUUGAAGUAUUUAGAAAAUGAAACUGAAUGUAAAGAAGGUGAACUAGAACAUUUGAAAAAACCAAUGGGUCGUAUGAGAAAAUUAGCUCAAACUGAAUUUAACAAGUUAAAGGAUCUAUAUCGUAUAGCCGUUCAAGGCUUGCAUGGCCUGUCGAUUGAAGAUUUGGAUGAAAUACGCUCAUAUCGUGAACCACCAGAUGCAGUAAAAGAUUGUGUUUACAUAAUUUGUAUGCUUAUGGAUGAAGAGGAAAACUGGGAAAAUGCCAAACACAUGAUGGUUCCAGUGAAAUUUAUUAGUAAAAUUUUGAAGUUACACACUCAGCUACUAGAUAAAACUAAAUACAGAGAAUUAAGAAGACGUUUGAUUGGUUCAGUAAUACUGACACCAGAAAAUCUACUACAAAUUAGUGUUGCAGCAUCAAGAUUAUGUCAGUGGUUAAGAGCAUUAUGUGAAUGCUGUAAUGCAAAUGAACUUUUACAAAGUCAUAUUAAUAAUUAUUCAUCAGCAGACUCACGAGUUAAUCAAAUUGAAACAAUGCUUGGAAAUCUACACUUAUCCUUACAGUUGACUAAGUUAGAUUUGGAAAUGAUCAACACUCAUUUAACUGAAUGUGAAAAUCAAACCGAACAUCUUUCAGAAGUAUUGAAUGAGGCUAAAUCACUUUCACUAUCUAUACAAUGUAAUCUUGACGAAUUAAUGAACAGUAGUAAUCCGUCAGUUGUUAGCUGGAAAUCUACUGAAUUUUGGCUGAAUAUACUUGGUGCUCUCGGGAUAGUAUAUGUUCAAAUGUUUCCAGUUAAGCACAGAUCUUCACUAUGGAGUCAAGUUAAACAAAUUGUUUGGAAUAAAAUGAAGGAUUACUCGUGUAAAACAAUGAAUACAUUAAAUGAAAACUCACUCAUAGAUAAAACUUUUCUUCAAAAUCUACAAUUAUUUACAAUUAUUCAAAGUCAACCAUAUGAAGUAAUGAGAUGGUUAUCAAGUAGAAAAUUCCCAUUUGAAGUGGGAUUGUUAUAUCAUGAUAAACAAAUCGGGUAUAUACUUGAAGCUGUUCUAGCGAUACGUACAAUAUUAUUAUCAGGAAGAUGUUGUAGUAUAAAGCGUCAAAAUAGAAUCAAAGCGUCAACCUAUAUUCUAUUUAUCUUUGAUCCAGAUAUGAUUGGAAUAGAUAUGGUUAAUUUACUGUUAACUGACUGCAUAGAAGAUGACAACGUUUACUCAGGCAAGAACCAUUCAUUGGUUACAAAUCUAUGCAUAGACUCUGAAAACUUUGUAGAACAUUUUGAGGAAAGUAUCAGAACAGACUGUAUAAUCCAGAUUGAUGUAGAUCAGUACCACAGCUCCAAAGCAAGGCGCAAUAUCAAUUGUUUACUUAAUUUUCACCGUAGUCGAUUGUUUGGCAGAAAUAUACAAGAGAAUUACUCCCAAAUUCUUUUGUACACGACGUAUAGUACAUACACUGAAAUUGGAAGUCGUUGUCUACAAAUAUUCUCUGAGAUUGACUUAAUGCCAAUAGAUUUAGGUUUAUCACACUUGGAGUCAGGAAGUGCAUUAGCUGGAUGCCUGUUAAAUUUACUACCCAACAACAAGAAGUUACUGAACCUACUCCAAGAAAUUCGAAUGAACGAAAUUGAGACGUUUGAAAAGAUAUGUGAAGAUCAGAUCCAAUUACUGAACAUUUCAAAGGAAUUGAUCAAAUUGAAACUAAUCCAUUACGACUCAAACAAACCGCUUACAAAUUCGAAUUCAAUCAAGUUGAAUACAGUUUGUUUAAAUUUAACAAGUCAACAUAUUGAAAUAGUUAAAAUUUACUCACGUAUAUCUAAUAAACAUAUGCGUCUAAAAGAGAUACAAUUAAAACGUGAACAUUUAGAUAAUCAGCUUAGUAUGUUCGCUGCACAAGAUGGUACAAUUGGGUGUAUAGCAAAUUUUACGCGUAAAGUAUCAUUGUUAUUAAGUGUUCUAGAAGAGAGAAGAUUCAAUGAAGAGUAUAUUUCAUUUCGUUGGCCGUGCAAAAGAAUAUGCAAGUAUUUGUCAUCGAGUUAUGAAAACUCGUAUCUAUAUCAUCUAGAGGAUAAACUUGAAUCCAGUUCAUUAUUGGAUUCCAUUUUAAUUCAAGAAAAUGAGAUAAGAGAUGUAAGCCAAUGGAUACUACAUAUUCUUCUGGAGUUCUUUUUGAGUUAUUUGAACAAGCUGAACACCACCCUAAGAUUAAUUUUACAAAUAAUGAUAUGUAUCCACUUCAAUAUACUUCAAUACUUCAAGUUAAAUAGUAAUGAAUUACAAAAUCCAAAUGAUGUACGUGAAAUUCAAUUAUUUAAGCAAAUAGUGUACAAUAAUAUCGUAACAAAUGCAUACGAUGUUCAACAAUGUUCAGACAUCAGUAAAUCGGAUGUUUCAAAUUGUAUUCAACUGUUAGAGGAGAAACUACCAAAUUUAAAGGGUUUGCAGCAAUCAGUCCUGGAUGAACCAUUAUUAUGGAAUGAAACACUUGAGUCAAAUCUAAACUUUAUUCGUCCACUACCUGGAUUCACAGCUACAAAGAAAAUGCCUGAAACACAUGUAUUUUUAGUUUGUAUCGCUAUGAAACCUGAACUAUUCUCAGUCAUCUCAAAAGAAUUUGUAAAUUUUGUAUUGGCUCAAUACGUUAACAUUACCAACAGUAUGGAGCAUACAGACAAUUCAUUUGAAACUGAGAAACGUACGCGUAUCAAGGAAUUGUUUCAACCACAGGUUACCAAACAAAUACGUGGAUAUUAUUCAGAUCAAAAUAGUUUCGUAUCUUCUGCUGUCUAUUUAAUUCUUCCAAAUAAACUGAAUGAUAAUUUUCUCAAUGAAAAUAAUUGUUCCGACAAAGAACCUAAUCCAAACGGACUAUUCGAUGAAGUUCAUACCAUGGCAGUGCAUUCAAACAGAACCUUAUUUUCGAUAGAUUGUUCAGAUAUGACUGAUAUUUCCUACUGGCGUUCAUUAUGUGGACCCGAAACAAAUAAACUUCCGUAUCAAAGAAUUUUAAUUCUUCUUCGAAAUGCACAUUUAAUAAAUAAGAAAAUGGUGAAUGAUGAACAGUUAUACAAAUUACUUCACAAUGACCUUCAUAGUUUAAGGAGAAACAUUCUACAAAGUAGUCAAGAAUCUUUGUGUAAUAAUCAGCUUGGAAUACGUUUCGAUAUUAUAAUCGACUUCACAUGUUGUACAUCAGAGAAAGAGCUAACAUCACUAUAUAAUAAAUUACCAAGUUGGUUGAGAACAAGUUGUUUACCAUUGUUUUUCGAUUACAAAAACGUUCACAUAUCAAACAAAUCAUGGAAAUUGGUGUCAUCAUCUAGUAAUGGAAGUCAGUCAAACAGUCAUUCUCUCGAAAGGUUAAAUCAAUUCAUAAGUGAAGAUUUUUCAUGUCUAUGGUUUCAAGAACACCAUAGAUUUCAUGAAAAAUUGGAGUCCGACAAACUUUACGAAUACUUGUAUAGUAUGGAAGAUUUAGAUAAGCGGAAGAAUUUGAUUGAAGCAAACUGGGUGAAAAUGAAAGAACAACUACAUACACUUGAAACCAUCUUCAGACAACUGGAAAAACAAUAUAAUUCAUCAAUUAUCCAAACAAAAUCAAUAAAAUCUCAAAUCACUUCAACCUUCUUCUUACUACAAACACAAUACUAUGCAUUUGUACAAAAUAUAGAUGGUAAACGUUUGUCAUUGUAUGAUUUCAAAUUUUAUGUCUGGUUAAAGCGUCAAUGGAUUAUAUCAAAGCAUUUUCAUAAAGUAAUGAAUAAAUUGUGUGGUAAUAUUAGUGUUAUAUUAUCAUUUGAAUUGGUUCUGCCUGCUGCUAUAAUUAUAAAUCCCAAAUCAUUGUUCAACUGGAUUAUUUGUUAUAAUUCAAAGAAUUCAAAGCAACAAUAUCGAUUAAUAGCAUCAAUCAUUAAACCAGGUGAUAAAAACUUAUUUAACAAUGGAGUAAUUAUCACAUCUAUCCGCUUAUUGAUUCAUAAGAGUGUAAGAAAUGAAAUCAAUAAACAGUUGAAGAGUAAUUCUAACAAAUUAUUCAGACUAACUGAACCUGUACACCUACGAAUAACUAUUGUGCCAAUUGGAACAUUUAACAACAUGAAUGUUGUCAAUGCUAUAUGGAUUGAAUCAUGGCCACCUAACAACGAUACAGUUUGUACGGAUAUAUCUUUGGUACUGA
Messenger RNA from Heterobilharzia americana, 4878 nucleotides. The record is from the annotation of a GenBank genome assembly. Lineage: Eukaryota; Metazoa; Platyhelminthes; Trematoda; Strigeidida; Schistosomatidae.